AUGCUCUCCGCAGUCGCCUCGACGUCUUCCCUCGUAACGUGCCUCCCCUCCUCCACCUCGUCGCCAUCAUCAACCCAAAUGCGUCGGAAACACAGCGAGAACGCGACGGAGAGCCUCUACCGAAAGUGGUCCCACCUCGGAACGCCGCCCCGAAGCUCCGCGAGCAUCGCCGCCAUUCCACUCCGCGCGACACUCUCGAUGUCGGCCAAGGACCGCGCGAAAAAGUUCUCGGAGCGGAUUGCCUCCUGGGUCAGCAUGAGCAUUUGUGAGUGCUUUGAGUGA
Caenorhabditis sp. 36 PRJEB53466 is the source of this 282-nucleotide messenger RNA. The record is from the annotation of a GenBank genome assembly. Lineage: Eukaryota; Metazoa; Nematoda; Chromadorea; Rhabditida; Rhabditidae.